AAACAAUCUGGCCUUGAACCGCCCGCCCACAUGUCAGUGGCUGCUACGCCAUCAUCGAUACGUCUUCAUCAACACCGCAACUUGCAAAAAGCCACCGACUGGGUCGGUCAGGUACUUACAAUUGGCAUUCGCACACUUGGCCCAAGAACAGUGCAGUGCAGUUGGUAAUACUCAAAGACGGUUGAACCCUGCAUUUGAACGAGGCCCAUUUGCACGUCAGGAUGUCGCUUCCUUACCGCGACAUCAACGUCCAUGCGGCGCCGGAUUCUUACACCUUCACCUCGCCGUCGUCACCAAACGCCCCGGCUUUGACCAUCGACCGUCCCACAGGAGAUAUUCGUCUGAAUGAGGGGAAUGCACUUUCCGGAAAGCGUGUUCAACGGGUUUCCAGCAUUGCGGGUAUCCUGGGAAUAAUCAGCCUCCGACUGGACAAGUAUGUCAUCAUCAUCACCAAAGCGCAGCCGGCAGGCCGUCUCAAGGGGCACAUGGUCUACCGGAUUGUCUCGACCGACCUUCUCCCUUUGCGCGAGCGUCAGGUUCGUGAUGCCGAGGAGGAUAGGUUCCUCACGCUGGUUAGGGCGUUCAUAAAAGACAGCCCCAUGUACUUUUCGUACUCUGUCGACCUCACCAACAGCUUCCAGCGCCAGUCCCAACAUGGCAAAAAUACCCCGCUAUGGAUGCGCGCCGAUGAUCGUUUCUUCUGGAACAGGUUCGUACAGACGGAUUUGAUCAACUUCCGCUACAGCGGCUCGCGCGCCAACCCGGGUGCCCAGAAGGAUGUCGACCCUUUCAUCCUGCCCGUGAUGUUCGGCAUGCUCGAGAUCCACAAGACAAACUUCAAAAACACACCCAUCACCCUGGCUCUGAUCACCAGGCGCUCUCGCUUCCGUGCGGGCACGAGGUAUCUGAACCGGGGUCUUGAUGCAGAAGGUCAUGCCGCCAACUACAACGAGACAGAACAGGUACUGGUCAUGAACGACAGUGGCGAUGGUAUGGGCGGCUUUGCGGGCAGCUCGGACAUGCAAAGUGGAAAGAUGGGCGGUGCCAAGGAGAUGCAAAUCUUCUCAUAUGUUCAAACGCGAGGCAGCAUUCCCGCUUUCUGGGCCGAGGUCAAUGCCCUCAAGUACACGCCCAAGCUUCAGGUCAAAAGCAUCGAGUCUGCCUUGCCUGCGGCUGCUGCCCAUUUCAAAGAGCAGGUUCAAAUCUAUGGCGACAACUAUCUUGUCAACUUGGUGAACCAAAAGGGUCGCGAAAAAGCUGCGAAGGAGGCUUACGAGGAAGUGGUUCAGAGGCUUUCUGCAUCGUCGACAAAGGAGCGUACGGUCGCUGAUCAACGGACGGACGAGAAGUUUCACACAAUUGAGCCGACCAAUGCGCAGAACAUAUUCGACCGGCUGCAUUAUAUCUACUUUGACUUCCAUGCAGAGACAAAAGGCAACAAGCUUCACCGCGCUCAACUUCUCCUAGAUCAGUUGAAGGACGUCUUGGAGGCCCAGGGUUACUUUUGUGCAACGGAAUCAGCGACCUCUGCUCUUGACGGCAAGAUGGAAGUGCGGACCUACCAGACUUCGGUUGUUCGGUCCAACUGCAUGGACUGUCUCGACAGGACAAACGUCGUGCAGUCGAUACUCGGUCGUCAUAAGCUCGACAGGAUGUUCAUCAGCUUGGGACUUAUGGCCGAAGGCAGGACAUUCAAGGAUGAAGACCCUCAGUUCGAGUUCCUCUUCCGCAACCUCUGGGCUGACAACGCCGAUAUGGUGUCCAAGAGCUACGCCGGAACUGGUGCUAUGAAGACGGACAUGACAAGAAUGGGUAUUCGCACCAAGGCCGGUGCGCUGCAGGACGGCAACAUCGCCAUUACCCGGUACUUCAGGAACAACUUCCUCGAUGGACCACGCCAAGACAGCUUCGACAUUUUCCUCGGCGCCUACCAGCCUGCCGCAGCAGCGAACAUUGGCUCAGGGUUAAUCUUUGCCGACCGGAGGCCACUGCUAAUCCAGGCCAUUCCAUACAUAAUGGGCUUCAGCAGCUUCCUCGUCUUUGUCGCUCUGUUCACAAAGAGGAUGCCGGACGCGGCCGUCAUGCCGCUGCGCUUGUUUACCCUGUUCUUCUUUGCCGUGUCUGUUUGGUGCGCACACUUUAUCAUCAAUAACGGCAUAUUAUACGUCAACUGGCCCAAGCUGAACCCCCGACCUUGGGCUCAGGAAGGUUACCAGGAGACUAUCAGCAAGGUCAGGCGGGACAAGAUCAUCGGGCCUUUUGUGGCGAAGCACGAAAGGGGCCUCAGCACAGCAAGGUAUAUCAGUGCCGAGGAGGGGAAGAAGAGAGUGGAGUAGGGUCGAAACAUCCAAUAUUACAUUGCGCACUUUCCAUGGCUUUCUUUGUAGUGAACCUUUUCUAAGGGUAUGGGCAUAAACGCUGGAGCAGGUCAGAACCCAACUACACCAAUUAUAUUAUUUUAAUCGAGAAUCGUGCUAUCGCUGUAGUAUGGAAACAAGGCGGCGCUGUCACUCCCUACGGCGGAAUUUCAUGGUGGCCUGGCUAUAUAUGUUUCACGAGGUAUCUCUACACGACGGCCUUGAGCAACUAGUUUCCCUUCCUGGUUAUCGUGCUGAAUUGAAAGGGCAACUAACAGAAUAUUGAAUUUGUAAAAAGAAAUC
Pyricularia grisea is the source of this 2660-nucleotide messenger RNA. RefSeq lists its product as uncharacterized. Gene Ontology annotation, molecular function: phosphatidylinositol-4-phosphate phosphatase activity. The coding region runs from base 222 to 2336 and encodes 704 amino acids. Gene Ontology annotation, cellular component: endoplasmic reticulum. NCBI's taxonomy places the organism in Eukaryota, Fungi, Ascomycota, Sordariomycetes, Magnaporthales, Pyriculariaceae. The record is from RefSeq and is a predicted model, not a curated record. The transcript is spliced from 3 exons. Gene Ontology annotation, biological process: phosphatidylinositol dephosphorylation.